AUGGUUAAUCCUUUAGAAGGGCAUUUCCGCAUUUUUAUAUUAAUAGUUACAACCUGGGGUCUGUCUAUUCUGUUCGCCAAUGUCCUCUCCGUUCCAUUCAAUGUCAUUUGCAUGACUGAGGGGAAGUAUCGAUGGGAAGACUUCAGCAUAGAUCUUGGGACUGGUAAGGCUUAGACAGGUUACAGUAACCUUUCCAGAUGUGUUUACUAGAAUUGAUUGGGAUCCCCCCAAACCCACACAACGACCGAGCUCUGACUUCCCGGAUAUUCCCUCGGGCUGGCCUGACGUGGAUAUCCCGGGGAUUCGAGUACCGGUUCCUGGGUUCAAUUGGCAAGGACUUCGUCUGGCUAGACAACAUCCAGAUCUUUUCUUGAGAUUGCUACAGAAAGUCGCUAAAGAAGUCAGUUACAGAGCGGCUGUGAGGGUUGGAGAGGCUUUGGACCCCAGAGAUAUCGACUUCAGAAGAUUCCUUGACGGUGAGUGCGGGCGAAAAUCUUAUAUUUAUUUAUGUAUCAUCAAUUGGCAUGCGAUUUUCAAAAUGCCUAUUUUAGGCUUCAAUUUGACCGAUUAUGAUCCGAAUGUGGUAUUCAAAGUAAAGAAUUACGUGCUUGAUCGAAUCAAAUCGCUCCAACAUUCUAUGGAGGUCACUGACAUUCACGGACGGCGACUAUCCAGAUGGGACAAUGUUACUGUAGAUGUGAGAAAACAAGUAGAAAUAAAGGUAGUUUCAGGACAUUAAAUUUCAAAAUAUAACAUGGAAUGGAGUCAUCAAUGGCCGCGUUCGGAUCGUCGAGAAGCCUCCAGCUCACACUUACACGCCCUGGGAAAAGACAUGGCUCUACAGUAUCGCCGGCCUGGGAACUUUACUAUCUGUUGGACCAUUUAAUAAGGCCUUUGAACACUUUGGUUGCAGGAAAACGGUGACUGUCGCGGCGGUAAUCUCGGCCUUAUCCACGGGCCUGAUUCCCCUGGGGGCGUCGUUGGGUUACGGUGUUUUUAUAAUCCUUCGAAUCCUGCAAGGUGUUGGAUUUGCAGUAGUCUUCCCUGUUAUCGGAUAUGUGACAUCCUCGUGGGCUUCCUUGACCGAGGACGGCCUCUUCAAUGGCGCGUUGACUUCAUUCAUCCAGGUAUUACCUGAAACUUUUUUACAAAAUUAAUUUAGAUAGCAGCGUUAAUCACAAUGCCCUUGUCAGGGACGAUUUGUCAUAUUACCUGCUGGUCACUCUCCUAUUUUCUUCAUGCGCUCCUCACUGUUGUCUUUGUGAUUGUGUGGUGGUGUUGCUACAGGUAGCUUUGGAAUAAGUAUGAUUAUUUUUGGUUCAGGGAUUCGCCUUCUGAGAGUGAAACUGUUUCGCUGAGUGAAUUGAGAAGAAUUCAAGAUGGAAAGGUGACUGAUUUCAGACUCAAGCACAGCAAGGUUGGUUAUUAACGUUAUUGUCAUGCCUUAGAUUCCGUACCAAGCGAUUCACAGCGAUCUCUCGGUUUGGGCCGUGUGGGUGGCAGCUGUGGGGAAGUUAACCUCCAUCGUCGUCUUACUCUUUUAUCUCCCUAUUUAUCUGCACAAGGUAAGAAGAACAAUACUCCUUUUAUGAAAUUGCAGAAUUUUGAAUAUGACAUGCUGAUUGUUGGCUGGGUUCUCGCCAUUCCCUUCCUCCUUCAAUUUGUGGUCAAGUUAGGCUCAGGGAUCUUGAGCGAUAACAUCAAGGGGAAGACGGAGACUGUCAAGGUGAAGGUCUUCAAUUCCGUUGCUUUCUUCGUCGCCUCCUUCUUCCUAAUCCUCGCUGCGUUUAUUCAAUCUGCAGAUCUGGAUUGUCUUACUGUAAUUAUCAUCUCAGCCGCUAUAGUUGUAUUGGGAUUGGACGCAGCUGGAUUUUUCAAGAGUUCGACUGUAAUUGGACGACAGUAUUCUCAUUACAUCAACAUUUACGUCCAGGUAAAGGCUACUUUGUCAGAUUAAAUGAGGGUAUUUAGACUGUUGCAGGCCUAUCCAUCCUCCUGUCCCCACUCCUGGUCCAAUUCCUUGCUCCCACCACCAGUAUGGCUGAAUGGAUACUUGUCUUCUGCUUAUUAGUGGUGGUACUGGCGUUGUCUGGAAUAUUCUUUGUCUUGAAAGGAUCUGGGAUUACUUGUGCUUUCGCUGAUGUGGCCCAACUUCCAGAAAACAGUAAAGAAUUAAAGGAACUCAACAAGCGCUAA
Molecule: messenger RNA, 2196 nt
Organism: Bursaphelenchus xylophilus (pine wood nematode)
Lineage: Eukaryota; Metazoa; Nematoda; Chromadorea; Rhabditida; Aphelenchoididae
Source: the annotation of a GenBank genome assembly